Molecule: messenger RNA, 1062 nt
Organism: Pochonia chlamydosporia 170
Lineage: Eukaryota; Fungi; Ascomycota; Sordariomycetes; Hypocreales; Clavicipitaceae
Product: proteinase
Exons: 2
Coding region: 1-1062 (353 amino acids)
Source: RefSeq, a predicted model, not a curated record
AUGUUUCCCGGCCGCGUUGGACGUAUGAUUCUGGAUGGCGUUGUAGACACAGACGACUACUUCGCAGAAAGGGGUAUGCUGAAGAACAUUGGCGACAUGGACAAAGUGUUCAAAGAGUUCUGGAGGAGCUGUCGCGCGGCAGGACCCAAGAUAUGCUCCUUGGCCAAGUUGAAGCACCCACAGAGACGGUUCUGGUCUUUGGUCUGGUCUUUGGAACGCAAUCCGUGGACGAUGGUUACUGAAGACGGAAACACAAUCAUAUUGACAGAAGACCACCUCAAAUCUUGGGUUGGUAAAUGUAUGUAUGCUGGCCACGACUCGACCAGUUUCUGCUCAACAUUCUUGUACGAAGCCUUGGCCGCGGAGUCUCACACCAGUCAUUCUCCCACUGCCCCAUGGGCAUUUCCAUAUGUCUACAACAUGUACUCUGGUUCUCGAUAUGACAUCCCACCGAACAAUUCGAUUCCGCAUGAGGAAAGCAUUCCACAUAGGCGCAGAGAGAUGAGCUCCGCCGUGCAGUGCGGUGACAGCCCCGAUUUAACAAACAAGAGCCAGUUCUGGUGGAAAGCAUAUGUCGAAAAGCUUGCACGACCUUCUGAACUUUUUGGCCGAUAUUGGGCAUCUCGCCGUCUGCCUUGUGCAUCGUGGCCAUUCAAAUCUAACUGGAGAUUCACCGGGCCAUUCACAACACCCCCGUCCGACCCUGAGCUGAAGCCCGGAGUCCCAGCUGCACCACUUCUUUUCUUAUCAUCGCGUCUUGACCCUGUCACUCCUGUUGAAGGCGCUCGCAAGAUGGCUUCCCGUCAUCCAGGGGCAAAGCUGGUCAUCCAGGAGAGCGUGGGCCAUGGCGCCAUUGCUGCAGAUUACAGUCUGUGUGUGCAGCACAUUAUUGCUGACUAUAUGGGAACUGGCAAACUUCCAUCAAAAGAGACUUCAUGUCAGCAAAGCUGUGGAUAUUGGGAUUCAAACUGCACGUAUGAACACCCCGAAUUGACACCUGUCCGGUCAUGGUUCAUGGAGCAACAAGCGCGACAGUCGUUCAAUGACUUCAUCCUUGGCUAG